UACAUGAGAAGCUGCCAUAGGAUGGAGAUAUUUUUGCAGAGUCCUGAGUGGCUUGAGUGAAUGGAAGGAAUAAGGGGCCCUUUGGAUGCUGCUACUUUAUUGUUGAUGUAAGAAGCAUGGUGAAACCAGUGAUCAAAGUCACGGCACUAACCAAGACAUCACAAGCAUAGCUUGCAAGUGUCUUUACUGAUCGAGAAGCUAAAAUUAUUUUCUGCCUAUGAAAAUUGGAAAAAUGUUCAGAAACCACUAUCAGGGGGGCCGGUUUGUUGAAAUAUUCAGUGCUCAAGGCAAGAACCCAGGAGCAAAAUGGAAGAUUUUUGGCAACCCGUCAGCUAUAUCAAAAGAAUACGACAAAGAACUAAAAGGCUUUGUUUUUGUACUUGAAGGAAACAGUCUAAUCAACAAAAUGAAGCUACCAAGGGAAACCAAACAAACUUUGGGACUGGUGCAGCAAUAUCUGACACUUCAGAUUUUUGUGCCAUUGGGAAAAGACUUCUCCACUGAGUUACUGAUAACUGAUUUUGACAAUAUUAAAAGAAGAUUGUAUUUGUCAACGGUCCACAAGGAGUUGUCUGUAACCUCUCUGCAUGCCAAAAUUCCUCUGUUUAUGAUCAAGCGCAAAAUUUGGUGCAAUAUGUGUAUUGACUUGGUAACGUUUACCUAUGAAAUAUUCAGAGGAGCUCUCUUCCAGUCCUUGGAUGGAAUUACUAUUUCAGCCAACUGUAAGCUAAGAAAGGUCUUCACUUUAAAAGUCAAGCCUCAAGUUACAGCUGAGGAAGAUGGUACAUCCAUUGUUACACCUGGGCCAUAUGAGGCCUCAGAUGAUAUUCCUCCAACCUGCCAGCUCAAUUCUGAUGUCCCACAAGUUACACAACUGCUGGAUCUAAAUGAAAUUCACAAGCCAAAAAUAAAAUGUAGGGAAAAGGCAGUGCAAGAAACAGGUAUCUUGAGUAAUAGAGGCCAAGGCAACAUAUGCAACGGUAAAACUCAGGAUGUAUCACAUAUUGCAUUUGGGUCAAAGAUCCUUGGGCCACCUCCAUCUUCAAACAGAAGAACCAAUGCAAAGGUCCCUGGAAAGGUAACAAAGACCUUGGGUAGCAAAACAUCAUGCCAACUUCAAAAUUCAGGAAUGCCCACUGAAACCAUACCAGAAAAUGAGAGGUUGGAGCUACCACUGUGGCCAUGCAAUGAUACUUUAGAUCAAGGAGGCAAAAGAAGUACUCUCCAAACAACUGCAAAUGAAUAUCAAAAUGACCCUCAAAUUCAGACUCAGAAAACAUCUGUAAGUGGAGAAGGAGAUUUUCAGCUCACCUCACCACAAGUACCAUCACCAGACAAGGACAGUCAAAUAAGAUUAUCUCUAAAAAAUGCAGCCAAAUCCACAUGGGAGAUAACCAAUGAUACAUGGGUGUUUCCAGAGAGGUUCACUGAGAGCAUUCAGUUGGAUAGGAAGGAGCACUUUGAAGCUACUGGAAGUUCAGCCUGCUGUAAUUUACCCUCAGCCCAGAAUGCCUCUGUUGAACCUCCCAAGAGGGAAACAGCUGAUCACCAAAGGAGUAAGAAAGAGGUUUUCACAUUUUCAUCCAAACCUCGAUCAGCUCCUUACGGAACGUCUCCCAGUAUAUCCCCAGAAAGUUCCAUUUCCCCAUUGGAGUUGGAGCCCGACAGUAAUGGAGAACAGGAGCAAACCAAAACUGAAGAUAGCUUUGAAGGAACUGACAGCAGUGAGGAGGAUGACAACAGUGAACUCAUCCAGAGUGCUGAGAACAUUGAGAACAGCCACAGUAGACAAGGAACAUCUGAUUCAGCAGUUUUUAAAGAGACCCCAUUAAAUAAGAUGUCACAGGGAAAUGAAUACUGGAAGAAUAAGGAACACAGCAAAUAUAACUUUGAAGAGGCCGUCUUACCAAAACCACAGAGUUCCACCAUGACAAAAACAGAAUCUAUUAGCUUUCAGAUGAGUUUAAAGCCUAUCCUUUCUCUUUCUCCGAUUCAAAGUAAAUCCAAAUCCUUUAGAGUAAUUAGAAAUGUAUCUGAAGAAACUGAAAGAUAUGAAGGAGUUUCAGAUCAAUUCGAAAGAUCUGUCAGUAAAACAUCUCUCAGGAAAGUUUCAAAUGGAAAUUCAUGUCUGACAGCGCAGACUUGUGAGUAUGACAGGAAAAAGUACCAGUCAAAUAGACUGAGUUCAUCUGAACUACAGAUGCUGGCCAGCAUGAAGAGACAACAAAAUGAAGAAUUAUGGGAUGCUGGGAUUUCCCAUGGGCUGAGUGCCACACAGAUCGAUUGCUGCAAUGUCAGCCUAAGUAUGAGCAGUGAUGAUGAUACAGCACCCUGGAACUCUUGUUUCUCACCACCUGUCAGUCAGCAGCAUCACUAUCAGAAAGAAAUGAGCCCACUUUCCCAUUCCAGCCCACGGGACUGGUUAAACGUGUUCAGUCCCCCUGUCAUUCCUGGAAGCCAACAGCUAGAAGAGAACACUAAAUCUUCAGCAAAACAGAGACCUCCAGGUGAAGAUCACCCCAGUGCUGAAGAAGAUGAGGAAGUUUUGACUCUUUUGUAUGAUCCAUUUCUGAGCUGUUACUUUGACCUGAAUUCUGGGAAAUACUAUGAAUUGGCAUAGUCAGAACAUCAGAGGGUAUUAUUUUGUAUUCAUAGUAUCUUUUCACUUCUUGCAAAAUCUGACUGAGCCAUAUAAUUUAUUAUAUGACUUGAAACUUAAAUUAAACAAUAGUUUUGCAACCAAAUUAAUAUAUUUGGCAAACAGUGUCUUAUUUUUAUAGCUUUGUAUUAAAUUGUAAUGCAGUGGAAGAUCACAUAGCAUAAAAGUUCCUUGUGUCUAAGACAGUUAUUUGCUAGUCUAAUUUAUUUCCAAUA
This is a messenger RNA of Camarhynchus parvulus, 2874 nucleotides long. It is a transcript of the gene CFAP20DC, whose product is annotated as chromosome 12 C3orf67 homolog. The record is from RefSeq and is a predicted model, not a curated record. NCBI's taxonomy places the organism in Eukaryota, Metazoa, Chordata, Aves, Passeriformes, Thraupidae. Bases 218 to 2620 code for a protein of 800 amino acids. The transcript is spliced from 17 exons.